This is a messenger RNA of Poecilia latipinna (sailfin molly), 2554 nucleotides long. RefSeq names its product protein FAM19A5-like. NCBI's taxonomy places the organism in Eukaryota, Metazoa, Chordata, Actinopteri, Cyprinodontiformes, Poeciliidae. Gene Ontology annotation, molecular function: G protein-coupled receptor binding; receptor ligand activity. The transcript is spliced from 5 exons. The record is from RefSeq and is a predicted model, not a curated record. Gene Ontology annotation, biological process: G protein-coupled receptor signaling pathway. Bases 837 to 1235 code for a protein of 132 amino acids.
ACGCAGCUUUCAUUGGGUAUUGGCGUAACGGCACCAGUCUGUAGUGAUAUCCGCGGCUUUCUCGCUGACGUAAUAUUGACUGAUCCGAAUGUUUACUUUGGACACGAUCACUUAGAGACGCACAUUGCGCUCUUUUCCUCUCCCAGUCUCCGUCUCUCUGCCGGUCCCUUCUGCUUUCCUCCGGCGUUCACGCAAUGGUCCUAAUCCAUUCCAAGCUGAAAGGGUCACCUUAAAGGAGUUUUCUUUUCUUUUUCUUUUUGUGCGUGCGUGCGUGUGUGUGUGUGUGUGUGUGUGCGCGGACAAGCCCCCUCUUGGGAUUCUAUUCUGUUUGAGUCGAGCUGGUGGAGAGCCGUGGAAAGAUACCACAGGUGAAUGGAGCUUUAACGACGCUGCGGUAGAGAUGAUUGAACAGUUUAAGGUUUCCAUGAGCGCAGUCUGUGCCUGAUUUGAUAGAAGCCGAGUCUUCUUCCGUGGCACUUUGUGAUAACUGAAGCGGACCGAGUUAGCUUUUUUUUUCCUUCUUCUGUUUUUUUUUUUUUUUUUUUUUUUGAAGAAAAAAAAAAAAUUCUCCCCUGGUUUUCCUAAAGGAUGAUAUGACCUUUUCUUUUGCGCAGUGGUGGCUGCUUUCCUACCAGUUUCUUGGAUCUUUGUCAUGCCUUUUUGCAGGAUUACUCACGGAGAUAUGAGCGCACUAAGAAAUCGAGUUGGAUUGUAAAGCAAAAUAAAAAAAAAUUAAAAAAAAUUGAGAUACAUUUUUUAAAACAAAAUCCUUGCUCUUUUUAUUGUUAUUAUUAUUAUUUUUCUCCAAAGCGGGAAGUGCUGCUUUGUGGUAAUCAAUGGCUUCAGUGCCGAGGUCGGCAAGGCGCAAAGAUGCCACUCGCUGGCCGAGGAUGUCGUCAACUUUUUGGGCUGUGGUGCUCCUGACGGCGCUGCUGGUUCUCUACUGCGGCCAGCUGGCAGCGGGGACAUGCGAGAUUGUGACGUUGAACAAGGACAGCAGCCAACCACGACGGACCAUCGCCAGGCAGACGGCCCGCUGCGCCUGUAAGAAGGGCCAGAUCGCCGGAACUACAAGAGCCAGACCUGCCUGUGUGGACGCUGGGAUUGUUCGAAAAAGGCAGUGGUGUGAGAUGGUUCCGUGUUUGGAGGACGAAGGCUGUGACCUGUUAGUCAAUAAAUCUGGAUGGACUUGUACACAGCCAGGAGGCCGAGUCAAAACCACCACGGCUCUAUGACGCGACAAGAGUUCCCCUCGACAUUCUUGCACUAUGGAGAGCAUUGAUGACCCCUUGACAGACAGCCAAAACCCACCAACCAACACCACCACCACCCACCAACACAACAGCAACUCCACCCUAACCCUGGUCGCAGAGCACCAAGGGCUUCUUUGACGCUGCAAGGUGUCAUAACACAACCAGAGGUGCCAAACAGAGGAGUGACCGACGGAGGGAGUUUGUGCUCCUGAGGGGUUUCGGACAAACUCACUAUUAAAACACUUCCCACCUCCAGUGACUCGCACCUCCGGGUCUCCGACCGCUCCCUCAUGCCGUCUGUCACCGGGUCAGCGCCUUCCUCCUCGUCAAUGCAUCUGCCUGUUCGAUGAAAAACUUUUAUUACGCCGCAGAGGACCGGACACCUUAAAAUGCUUUUUGGGUUUUUUUUUUUUUUUGUCAUUGGAAGUCCAAUUUUUAAGGAGCUGCUCGCUGCAUUUUCAAAACAAAAGAAAAACAAAAAAAGGGAUUCCCCCACCACCAACCACCAUCGCCACCUCUCCAAGUCUUUCUGUAGUGGGGGAGUUUCCAGAGCACAGCUGGGAUCAUUACAGACCGAACCCUGUUGCUUCAGACCACUUGACGAGGCCGUAAAAACCAAACUGUGCACUCUCUGCUGUGAAUAGGCCUUCUGCUGGAGUCAAACUCCUUUAUUUUUAUAGACCAAAGAGCAAAACGACAACAAAUAUGAUCAUUAGAACAAGAGGUGGCAAAAGAGACAUAUUCCUCUUUUGGGGGCGGGGGGUUGCUACAAAAUCUCUCUAAGCGAACAAUCGAAUCAAUGGAGUCCUUUUAAAACCUUCUGGACUUUUUUUUUCCUUCAGACUGAAGCCCAUAACUUGUAUUUUGGAACUGGAACUAUAGGUACUGCAUACGUAUAACUAUGUAUCAACAACAAAAAAACAAAAAACAAACAAAAAACAGAUUUGUGAUUUUUCAGUAGCUAUGGUUUUCGGACAGAAUCACGUGGAAAGAAAUGCUACACGUCUACAGAGAGUACGGACGGAUACUGUCGAGUCGGAACGGGAAGAGCGAAGAAUUGCCAUUAAAUGUAUUUUGAAAGGCCCUUAAAAAGUUAUAUAUUUAACAGUUUUAUAUGUUGUACCUUUGUAGAGAAGCUUAUUGGACUUAAAUGUGGUCACAAUGGCAGUUUAGUAGAACGUGAACAAAAGCUGUUCUCAUUACUGCUGGCUCGUAGUCUAUGGUUUUCUGUUCACACCUCGGUAGCUGCUUUCUUUUCAUGGUCAUCUCCAAGUCAGUCUUAUUAGAACCAUUAACAAGAA